Messenger RNA from Drosophila bipectinata, 1746 nucleotides. RefSeq lists its product as uncharacterized. NCBI's taxonomy places the organism in Eukaryota, Metazoa, Arthropoda, Insecta, Diptera, Drosophilidae. The record is from RefSeq and is a predicted model, not a curated record.
AUGCUCUGCUCUAAUGCAGAUUGCCCUCUUGAAUGCUUGGAACAAAGUACGGACUACUCGGUGGUUAGCAAAGCUUCAGCUGUGGCCACUACCACCUCAGCACCACCCACUGUGUUGCCACCCAUACGCAGUUUCAAAGGACGCAUCCAGACUACAACACCCUUGCCGAGAACUUCCACGGGCAGCCGUCCUUCCACUCAGCAGGAACUGGGUUCAGUCUCCUCCAAGUCGUAUAUCUCAGGACCCACCACACAGUCCUCAAAGCUAUCGAAGAGAGCUGGCCUAGCAGGGCCUAAGAAAUUUCCAAAGGAUGUUCGCAAUCGCAGCAGCAGUGCUGUGGAACGUAAUAAGCUGCAACAUGAAGUGCCUGAUCAUGUCCCUGACUCCUCUGGCUAUAUACCCCAUCGUAUUGGGCAUCCAGUCCAUCUGGAUUAUGGUUCUACGGGUGUGGACUCGAGUGGCGCCCCCACAGGAAGUGGAGCCUAUCACGCAGUUCCCUAUGAAGGCAACAAAUGGCAUGAGGAGUACUGGGAUCAGGAAUAUGCUGGACAUCCGUAUCAACACAACAGUACUCGAGUGCAGCACAUCGAAGCUGAGUGUCAAGAUGAUUAUAUGAAAAUUCGCAUUGGAUUCAAUGGCUCCUUCAAUGGCUUACUCUACUCAGCUGGUUAUGCCUAUGAUCCUGACUGCAUGUAUAUAAAUGGAUCUGGCAGGGACUAUUACGAGUUCUACAUUCAAUUAAAUCGUUGCGGAACUUUGGGAAAAAACUCGCUUCAAGAGGAGAGUCGAAAGAAUCCCACAAAUUUUAUGUGGAAUACAGUCACUGUGCAAUAUAAUCCACUAAUUGAAGAAGAGUAUGAUGAACAUUUCAAGGUCACCUGCGAAUAUGGCUAUGAUUUCUGGAAGACAGUGACGUUUCCCUUUUUAGAUGUAGAAGUGGCCACUGGCAAUCCUGUGGUUUUCACCUUGAGUCCACCAGAGUGUUAUAUGGAAAUUCAGAAUGGUUAUGGUAUUGGAGGACCUCGAGUUACAGGACCUGUGCGUGUGGGCGAUCCUUUAACCUUGAUUAUAUAUAUGAGGAGCAAAUAUGAUGGCUUCGAUAUUGUGGUUAAUGACUGCUACGCCCACAAUGGCGCCAACAAGCGGAUACAGCUGAUCGAUCAACACGGUUGUCCGGUGGACGACAAGCUCAUCUCACGCUUCAGGGGCAGCUGGUCGGAUUCCGGGGUGUACGAGACCCAAGUGUAUGCCUACAUGAAAACCUUCCGGUUCACUGGAUCUCCAGCACUUUACAUAGAGUGUGAUGUUCGCAUGUGCCACGGUCGAUGUCCAAGCCAACCCUGUCACUGGCGAAACCUAAAGGCAGUCACAAAGCGCGACAUCUCGAAUAGGACGGCCACGAACCUCUCCCUGCCACCGCUUUCUUCCACAGACAGUGAGGGCGUCACCACUGAGAGUCCUGGCCAGAACUCUCUAUCAGAAAACGUGAAUCUUUUCCAGUCGCUGCGUGUCCUUCAGGAGGGCGAAAAUGAUGGAGACGAUGUCUAUGCUCAUCGACAGACAAAGUCACUGGCACCGCACCAAACUUGCCUCAAGACUUCGACCUUCUCGGCCCUGACGGCAGGAUGUUCAGCGCUGCUUUGUAUCCUGACAGUGACGUUAUUCGUCGCCUGCUCGAGACUAAAGCGCCGCAAGGAGUCGUCGCUCUAUGACUCCUAUAUAGCACACAAGGGCCAAAUAGAUUGA